This is a messenger RNA of Gordionus sp. m RMFG-2023, 750 nucleotides long. RefSeq lists its product as uncharacterized. Lineage: Eukaryota; Metazoa; Nematomorpha; Gordioida; Chordodea; Parachordodidae. The transcript is spliced from 2 exons. The record is from RefSeq and is a predicted model, not a curated record. Bases 1 to 750 code for a protein of 249 amino acids.
AUGACCGGUAAAAGGAGUGAGGAUUACAAGCGAGUUUUUGAAAUUAUUCGAUCAUAUGUAACAAUCUCUCCUGAUUUUAUAAUGACCGAUUUUGAGUUAUCGGCAAUCAAUGCAUUCAAAUCGGUCUUCCCGUUAACGAAACAAAGAGGAUGUUUAUUUCAUUUUGGUCAAAGUUUUUGGAGAAAAAUACAAAGGUUUCCAGAAAUAUCAAUGCAAUAUAAAACCAAUACACAAUUUUGUUUAUUUUUAAAAAUGAUGGUAUGUUUGGCCUAUGUGCCAGAAACAGAUGUUACAAUGGCUUUUGAGACAUUAAUAAUGUCUCCGUUUUAUCAAGAAAAUGUUAUUUUACAGCCGAUUAUUGAUUAUUUUGAAAACACAUAUAUAGGGAAAUCUUAUGGGAGGGAAAGAUUAAUCCCAAUUUUUCCCAUUCCCUUAUGGAAUUGCUAUAAUUCCACACUUAAUGGCGACGCGAAUACAAAUAAUUCUGUGGAGGGAUGGCACAGGAGUUUUAAUUCAUUGCUGACUUCCUAUCAUCCUACAAUAUGGAGAUUUAUAACAGGACUUAAAAAGCAACAAAGCUUAACUGAGUUAAAAAUUGUCCAACUACAAGGAGGUGAUGAUGAAGCUUCUCCAAGAAAAAAAUACCGGAAUCUCUCAGAAAGACUAAAAAGAAUAGUAUCAGAUUACAGAAAUCGCGAUAUUUUAUCGUACUUGAAGGGCCUAGCAUCCAAUAUUAAUUUAAAUAUAUAA